Messenger RNA from Trichomycterus rosablanca, 1795 nucleotides. It is a transcript of the gene pdia8, whose product is annotated as protein disulfide isomerase family A, member 8. Bases 1 to 1479 code for a protein of 492 amino acids. NCBI's taxonomy places the organism in Eukaryota, Metazoa, Chordata, Actinopteri, Siluriformes, Trichomycteridae. Gene Ontology annotation, cellular component: endoplasmic reticulum; cell surface. Gene Ontology annotation, biological process: response to endoplasmic reticulum stress; protein folding. The transcript is spliced from 13 exons. The record is from RefSeq and is a predicted model, not a curated record. Gene Ontology annotation, molecular function: protein disulfide isomerase activity.
AUGGAGUCUUUGGUGUCCCGUGUUGUUUUAUUUGGUGUGUUAUUGGGUGCUUUCGGAGUGUCUGGUCGUUCUGAAGUGAUGGAGCUGAGGGACUCUGAUUUUGAUUAUGUAUCUGCUGACCAGGAGACCAUGCUGGUUAAGUUUUAUACUCCUUGGUGCGGCCACUGUAAAAAACUCGCUCCGGAAUUUGAAGCGGCUGCUAAAAGACUGAAAGGAAUUGCAACUUUAGCCAAGGUGGACUGUACAUCCCAGACUGAGGUGUGUGGGCGGUUUGGGGUCAGUGGGUACCCAACUCUCAAAAUCUUCAAGAACGGGCAGGAAAUUUCUUCGUAUGAUGGUCCGCGCUCGGCAGAUGGAAUAGUGGAGAACAUGAAGAAGCUGGCCGGUCCCGAUUCCACUCCACUGCACACUGAGCGAGACCUGGAGGACUUUAUUGAUCAUUUCGAUGCCAGUGUGGUUGGUGUGUUCGAGAGCGGUGACAGUCCUCGGCUGGCGGAGUUUCUGAAAGGAGCCAAUCUGAUGAGGGACGGAUUUCGCUUCGCCCACAGCACCAACCUGCAGCUUGGACUCAAAUACGAUCUCGAUUCCGAGGGCGUUCUGCUCUUCAGGCCUCCCAGGUUGGCGAGUAAGUUUGAGGAGAGUGUGGUGCGACACAGAGGCGCGUUUUCCGUCACCGGCCUGCGCCGCUUCAUCAGGGACAACGUUUUCGGGAUGUGCCCUCACAUGACCAGAGAGAAUAAAGAUCAGCUGAGGAAGCGGGACCUGCUGACGGCGUAUUAUGAGCUGGAUUACCUGCACAACCCCAAAGGUUCCAACUACUGGAGGAACAGAGUGAUGAAGGUGGCGUCUCAGUACAAGGAACACGGCCUGCUCUUCUCGGUGGCCGACCGGAGAGACUUCCUGGACGAGCUGGAGAACGAUUAUGGGCUGGGCGCGGCGGAAGUGAGCGGCAUGCCGUUCGUCACCGUCAGGACCAGAUCGGGGCACAAAUACACCAUGCGCGAGGAGUUCACGCGAGAUGGAAAAUCAUUGGAGAGGUUUUUGGAGGACUACUCUGCUGGCCGGCUGAAACGUUACGUCAGAUCCGAGCCUGUACCCGCCAGCAACAACGGUCCGGUCAAGGUGGUCGUAGCGGAUACGUUUGAGGACAUCGUGAACGAUCCACAGAAGGACGUUCUGAUCGAGUUUUACGCUCCUUGGUGUGGAAACUGCAAGAAACUUGAACCCAAGUACAGCGAGCUGGCACAGCAGCUUGCCGGUGACCCCAACAUCGUCAUCGCCAAGAUGGAUGCCACCGCCAACGACGUUCCACAAGGCUUUGAUGUCAAAGGAUUCCCCACCGUAUAUUUCGUUCCUGCCGGGAGGAAAGACGAACCCAGGCGGUACGAGGGAGCUCGUGAGGUGAAGGACUUCAUCAGCUUCUUGAAGCGAGAGGCGACCAACUCUCCAGUGCUCGGUGGAGCCAAGGAAGAAUUGUGAAGUCUAACGGGAGAGGAGAAUUCUGGGAAAUGGGGUUUGUGUGACACCCAAGUCCUCCAGAGCUUCACCAGUACGCACCCAGUCUGUUUGAAAGAAGGACGGACAAUCCGAUCUACUCAUAGGUGGAAAAAAGGAACCUGAGGAGCAAAAGUCCUUCAUCAGGUCUUCAGCUGAGCUUGAAGGACCUGACGGACGUUUAUUUAUUCAUUUAUUUAUAUUCCAAGCUGAUGUGAUGCGUGCGCUUACCUGCUUUGUUUUUUAUUUAAUUAAACUGACUGUAAUUUUUACCCGUGUGUAAUAAAACUCAUAUUACUGA